AUGCCUCACUGGCCAUUUUCAUUCGCCUCCCUCACGAACAAGGAUGACAGAGUCCCUUGGAAUGCGGCAAUCAUCCCAUACCUCGAACUCAAGCAAGUCUUUGAAACAGUGCCACCUCUCACCAAGAGCCAGGCAAAGUAUGAUGACCCUCCAGAAGUCGACUACUUUACCCAAUUCGUCCGACUAAAGCUCUAUCUGGAUGCCAAGCUUCUUGAUGAGAAUAGCCGAGUGUGGAAGGAGUUGCAAGAAGCAGACCCGGGCUUUAGAAAGAUCUUGCACAUCCACCGCUUUGCAGUUUACGGCUCGGACGUACUUGAGGAAGGCUUUCCCGAGGAGUGGAGAGAUGAGAAAUGGUUCGCAAACUGGGCCCGUGUAAACGUCCUGACCCAUCUUAGAAUUCUCGAUGAGGAAACGUUGAAGAAAGGAACCGACGUUAUUCUACACACGAAUUACGUAAAGAAGUGGGAAUGCGAAGAGAAAAAGCACAAGGCCAACCUCGAGAAACAGAGACGGGCGGGUCUUUCGAAGGAGGAGCUCGCCCUUGAGGACAAGCAGAAUAAGUGGGAGAAUAAGCUAGCCAAGGACGUGAAGGACCUAGUCUACAAAAACUCAAAGGCACUGCUCGAAAACUCAAAAGAGAUUACGGCGAGUCUUGACGAGGAGAAGCACGCCAAAUAUCAGAAAGAAGAUUGGGAAGCUCGCUGGGCCGCCCAUAUGAGGCACCUGGAACCCAAGGGUACAAUUAGCUCGAGGGAGAUCUCUGAGAGGGCAGAGUACGCUCGUAGCCAGUCACUAAGAUGGGAGGCGCAAAGGAAUGAGGAGUGUGAGAAGCUGCAUAGUCUCUUGAAGGAGCAGGACAAGCUGUUCAAAGAGAUAAACUUUGAGACUGUAUUGUUGACGAUAUUGCUGUCAUUGCCUGAAGAGAUCGCUGACCAUAUGGCUCUUAAUCUGGAACGCUGA
Molecule: messenger RNA, 960 nt
Organism: Fusarium vanettenii 77-13-4
Lineage: Eukaryota; Fungi; Ascomycota; Sordariomycetes; Hypocreales; Nectriaceae
Exons: 2
Coding region: 1-960 (319 amino acids)
Source: RefSeq, a predicted model, not a curated record